ACGUUCGCCUUCGUCGCGAUCUCUUCAAGAUGCUAACCACUCCCCACAUUUUCCACUUACGUUACCACCUGUUGCUUCCUUGUGCGGACCAAGCCUCUUGUCAUCAUCACCAAGCUUUCGGCGUCGUUGUGUCUUGUGAUUGCAGACCGCCCUAAUAUCACCGAAACGCUAACAUCUACCCCACGGAUCGACCAAACAACUCUACAUAAAAGGCGAACACCACUCUGCAUCAGAAAGAGAGACUUGCAGUCGCUUCAGUCGUCCCAUACAACCUUGGGAAGCAAGAGAAGAUAUUUGUUAAGCUUUGCCGUCAAGCUUCGCCGAGAGUUUAGCAGAGACAUCGAAGAAGCCGACAUAGCCGUUCGCCGGGUUUUGAGGGUCCGUUCAGCGUUCGGUGGCCGGCCAUGCCUACCUUGGCGGUCAACAACUUCAACAUUGUCUGUGCGACAUUGGGAGGGUUCAUCACAGUUUUCGGCCUUGUUAGCUAUUUGAUGAAAGAGAAGUAUUAUCUUAGUGAAGCCUUAAUAUCACUCAUCGCGGGACUCAUCUUUUCACCGCAUGCGACAAAUUGGAUCAAACCAGAAGAAUACGCUCUUAAUGAUGUCGAAGUGCUGGAUACCAUCACCCUAUACUUUACGCGCCUGGUGCUAGGGGUCCAACUUGUCCUCGCAGGUGUGCAACUUCCGUCAAAGUACCUGAAGACAGAAUGGAAGAGUUUGGCUCUGCUACUCGGUCCGGGCAUGACGUUCAUGUGGCUCGUGACCAGUCUGCUCGUCUUCGCCAUGGUCCCGCAUAUCAGCUUCCUGCAUGCCCUGGCCGUAGGCGCUUGUGUCACACCCACGGAUCCUGUGUUGUCCAACUCCAUCGUCAAGGGAAAGUUUGCGGAUGCAAAUAUUCCAAAAGAGCUGCAGAAGAUUAUCGUAGCUGAAUCAGGAGCUAAUGAUGGCCUGGGGUAUCCGUUCCUUUUCCUACCACUCUACCUUAUUGAGCAUAUCGGCCAUGGCGGCCAGGGCUCAGACAAUAGCACUAGAGUUGCAGUAGGCCUGUGGUUCGGUGAGACUUGGGGCUACACAAUCAUACUCAGUGUCGUUUACGGAGCUGCCGUGGGUUGGAUUGCGAAGGAAUUACUGCAUUGGGCUGAAGAGCGGAAGUACGUGGACCGCGAGAGUUUCUUGGUGUUUGCAAUCACCUUGGCUCUCUUCAUUGUUGGCACAUGCGGCAUGAUUGGUAGCGACGACGUGCUUGCCUGCUUCAUCGCUGGCAACACGUUUACAUGGGAUGACUGGUUCCGCCUCGAAACGAUGGACGACUCAUUCCAGCCCACCAUUGAUAUGCUCUUGAACGUAUCCAUCUUCAUCUGGUUCGGCGCUGUCUGCCCAUGGCGUCUCUUCGCGCAUUCGCCUGUCAUUCCCAUCUACCGACUCAUUCCCUUGGGUAUCCUCGUACUAUUGCUCCGCCGUCUGCCCAUCAUUUUCGCUAUGCAUAAACAGAUUCAUCAGAUUGAGCAAAAGCGACAAGCACUCUUCGUGGGCUUCUUCGGUCCCAUCGGCGUGAGCGCCAUUUUCUAUCUCUACAUCAGUCUCGAGUUUCUCGCCAAGAUCAAAGUCGAUGGUGAAGUCAGGGAAGAUGCUGCAUACCUCAUGGAAGUCAUGAACGUGGUCAUUUGGUUCUUGGUAAUCUGCUCAGUUGUAAGUUCGCUCAUCUUUGGUAAUCCCAGAGCCUUGUUUUCUAACCUCAGCCAGGUCGUUCACGGUCUAUCCAUUCCUCUCGGCAAAGUCGGUUUCUUCAUCCCUCGCACCCUGAGCACGGCCUUGUCCUUUGCCCGCACAGGCUCCACCUCCCCCGACGACGCCAGUCCCGCUUUUCACAUCGAGGGAAACGACCAGACCACCACCGAUGCCGAAGCGCGCGUUCGCCGUCGUCCAGGCUGGUCUCGCAACGGUGGCGAUUCGCUCCCAAACCGUGUCGUGCGCAUCGGCAGGUCUAUAAUUAGUUCCGGAACUAGCUCGGCGAGUACAUCGAGAGCAACAUCGAGAGCACCCAGCAUAAGCCGCUCAGCUAGUCAGCCGCCAUUACCAAUGGGCAGUGUCAACGCCCUGGUUUCGGAUGGAGAGGGUGCGGCGCCGAAAGGAGGAGUGAAGGCUGGUGGUGAGAAUGGCGGGGCGCCGGGUCCAGCUGAAGGAGUCAUUCCUGGGAGGACUAUUCGAUUCCAUGAUGAGCAAAAGAAGACCAAGGUUGGAGAUGAAGAUUAGGGAACUGAUGUUCGACCUUUUUCCUGUGUUCGAUUCUGUGUGUUCGUGUCGAAUACAUAUCUGUGGCAUUUAGCGACGACAUCUGAAAUAUCUCAUAAUUUCCCA
This is a messenger RNA of Alternaria rosae, 2357 nucleotides long. RefSeq names its product Na(+)/H(+) antiporter 2. Gene Ontology annotation, molecular function: sodium:proton antiporter activity. Gene Ontology annotation, cellular component: plasma membrane. The coding region runs from base 405 to 2252 and encodes 615 amino acids. Lineage: Eukaryota; Fungi; Ascomycota; Dothideomycetes; Pleosporales; Pleosporaceae. The record is from RefSeq and is a predicted model, not a curated record. Gene Ontology annotation, biological process: regulation of membrane potential; proton export across plasma membrane; sodium ion export across plasma membrane. The transcript is spliced from 3 exons.